UUAGGUAUGCGUACGUCUAUUCUCUUGAUAGUAAAGACUCUUUGUGUUAGCUAGCCACGCACAGUGCGCUUUGCCUGUUGGCUUUCAGCCUGUAAGGAGGAUUUAGUAGGGACCACCUGAAGUAAAGGACGAUGCACAAAAUGGAUCUUAAAAUCCUGUGCAUAUGCAAGAUGACAGAACAUUGAUUAUUCAACGAGUGUAUUUGAAGUUGCUGAGUUUAGCCGAGAAGCAAGUGUUAAGAAUAGUCAACAGAGACCUGGAGGUUUUGUUGUGGACGCCACUUCCUUCAUAAUUACCAUUUCAGUUUGAAACACCAGAUCAACGUGAACCCAUACAGGACGCGUCAAUAUGAGGCUUCUAAGGUUUUUGAGGAGCAGCGUCUCAAUAGGAAAGGACAUCGACUAUUAUUCCAAAUUUUCUCCUUCUCCUCUUUCAAUGAAGCAGUUUCUGGAUUUUGGUUCAGAAAAUGCAUGUGAGAAAACAUCCUUCGCCUUCCUCAGACAGGAGUUACCCGUGAGGCUGGCCAACAUUAUGAAGGAGAUCAACUUGUUGCCUGAUAACUUACUGAGGACUCCAUCAGUCAGUUUGGUCCAGAGCUGGUACAUGCAAAGUUUUCAGGAGAUUCUUGAGUUCAAAGACAAAAAUGCAGACGAUGAGAAAGUUACAUAUGAUUUCACAGAUGCUGUGAUAAAAAUCCGAAAUCGCCACAAUGAUGUCAUACCCACCAUGGCUCAGGGGGUUGUGGAGUACAAAGAGACGUACGGCACAGACCCGGUCGUCAGCCAGAACGUUCAGUAUUUUCUGGAUCGUUUCUACAUGAGCAGGAUAUCCAUCAGGAUGCUGCUCAACCAGCACACUCUCCUGUUUGGUGGGAAGGUCAAGGUGAAUCCUGCACACCCUAAACAGAUCGGCAGUAUUGAUCCACACUGUUGUGUCAGUGAGGUUAUCAAAGACGCCUAUGAAAAUGCAAGAAACCUUUGUGACCGGUAUUACAUGAACUCUCCUGAGCUGGUACUGGAGGAAUUCAAUGCCAAAGAGCCAGAAAACCCUGUCACUGUGGUCUAUGUUCCAUCUCAUUUGUAUCACAUGGUGUUUGAACUAUUUAAGAACGCCAUGCGGGCCACCAUGGAGUUAUAUGGAGAUUCGAUGGAGUAUCCACCUGUGCAUGCACAGAUUGCUCUGGGAACUGAAGAUCUCACAGUCAAAGUGAGUGAUCGUGGUGGCGGUGUGCCACUGCGUAAGAUCGAGAGGCUGUUUACCUACACGUACUCCACAGCUCCACGGCCUAGCAUCGACGGUUCGCGCGCUGCUCCUCUGGCUGGUUACGGGUAUGGACUGCCCAUCUCUCGACUCUAUGCUCGAUACUUCCAGGGUGACCUGAAGCUGUACUCGCUGGAGGGUUAUGGAACUGAUGCUGUGAUCUACAUCCGGGCACUGUCCACAGAGUCAAUUGAGAGACUUCCAGUGUACAACAAGUCAGUCUGGAAACACUACAAGACCAUCCAUGAGGCUGAUGACUGGUGUGUCCCAAGCAAAGAGCCAAAGGACAUGACAACUUUUCGUAGUUUCUGAAACCAAAUUGUUUCUGUAGCAGUGUGCAAGAGAAGGUAUUGUAAAUAAGUACAAAGACGUGUGUGUAUUUGCGUGAUGCCACUGGAACUGAUUUGUUUAUAAAGACAACUCGAGUGAAAAAGGAAUGACAGGAGAAAGUUUUAGUGUCAUAUAAUAUAGUUUUAUAAGAAGCCACAGAUACCAUCAAUAUUAACAACCACAAGUAAUCACGACCAGGUUUCCACACACACAUCAGAGUGUAAGCUAAGCAGUACUGGAGUUAUAAGGCUGGUGCCCAUAUUGACCAGCAGUUAGUCCUGUCGGGUGGACAAAGUACUGUUGUUCCAUAGUGUAUUUUCUCCAAGUCAAAAUGUUCAGGAUUUUAGUUUGAACUAUUAUUUUUUUGAUGCUUUGAGAACAGAGUUUCAUUAACUCUUGUGGGUUGUACCAGAGGGAAGAACUAUGAUUUAUGGCAUUAGGGAACUAAAGUGUGAACCGUGUCAAUGUCAAAUUAUCUUUAGAGUUUGGUUUGAGUUCGCGCUGCUGUUUACAGAUUUUAUUAAGCUAAAAAUAAGCUGCUAGUAUGAAGAGAUUCUUUCUCCUGCUUCUGUGAUGUGAUCAAAUAAGUAUUCACUGUUAGAAAAAAAAGAAAAAACACUAUUGCACUAUUAAUUUUAGCAUGCGAUAAAAGUGGAUUAACUAGAAUCUGUUACAGCUGACAGAAAAACAAACUGCCAUUUUAUUGUGUCAAUGUUACUGGUUUUUGUUCAAUUGCAAACAAGACUCAGUCACCUAUAACCAAGUCUGUCAUUAUUGGGUCCUGUGGUUGUAUUUAUGACUCAUACAGUUGAAGCUUGAGUUCAUCAUUUCCAUUGUUGCACUAUAAGCACUUAACUGAGUGGAUCAUUUUUAAUAAACAUCUAACGGG
Messenger RNA from Melanotaenia boesemani (Boeseman's rainbowfish), 2479 nucleotides. RefSeq names its product pyruvate dehydrogenase kinase, isozyme 1 (gene pdk1). The record is from RefSeq and is a predicted model, not a curated record. The transcript is spliced from 11 exons. Gene Ontology annotation, biological process: protein phosphorylation; regulation of glucose metabolic process. Gene Ontology annotation, molecular function: pyruvate dehydrogenase (acetyl-transferring) kinase activity. Gene Ontology annotation, cellular component: mitochondrion. NCBI's taxonomy places the organism in Eukaryota, Metazoa, Chordata, Actinopteri, Atheriniformes, Melanotaeniidae. Bases 349 to 1572 code for a protein of 407 amino acids.